CUGCAGGAUGGCACCGCCCGCAUCAACUCGCUCUCCUUCCACCGCACCGCCGACUUUCUGGUCUCGGCCUCUGACGACGACUAUGUGCGCGUGUACAACACGCAGACAGGCACCCAGGAGAGGGUGCUGCUGAGCAAGAAGUAUGGGUGCGCCAACAUCACUUAUACACACGAUCCCUUCUGCGUGGUGGCCUCCUCCACCAAGGGCAACGACUAUGCCCUGCGCUACCACGACCUCCACUCCAACCGCUACAUCCGCUACUUCCGGGGCCACGCCGGCCGCAUCACCACCCUGUCCAUGUCGCCCAAAUCGGACGUCUUCCUGUCGGCGGCGCAGGACAAGACGGUGCGGCUGUGGGACCUGCGGGUGAAUGGCUGCCAGGCGCUGCUGGAGGCGCCCGGCCUGCCCACCACCACCUUUGACGAGCAGGGCCUGGUGUUUGCGGUGGGGGCGGAGCGGGGCGUGGUCAAGCUGUACGACGCCCGCAACUGGGCCGCGGGGCCCUUCACAUCCUUCCCGGUCAACGACGAGAUCCACUCUGGCGCCCUGUUCACCUGCCUCAAGUUCAGCCUGGACGGCAGCCUGCUGCUGGCGGUGGCCGAGGGGCGGCUGUACUUGCUGGAGGCGUUUGAUGGCAGGCUCAUGCAGAAGGUGGGCGGGCACCCUGCCUGCACACAGCUGUUGCAAGAUGGCGGGCAGGCGCUGGAGGCCUGCCUCACCCCCGAUGCCAAGUACGUGAUGUCUGGCAGCCCCGACAACUCCAUCCGCGCCUGGAGCGUGGCCAGCGGCGCAGAGGUGGCGCGCUGGACGGGCCACGCCGGCCUGCCCACCUGCCUCAAGUUUUCGCCGCGCAAGAUGCUGUUUGCCUCGGCCUGCUGUGCGCUGGGUUUGUGGAUACCGGAUGUG
Molecule: messenger RNA, 906 nt
Organism: Chlorella variabilis
Lineage: Eukaryota; Viridiplantae; Chlorophyta; Trebouxiophyceae; Chlorellales; Chlorellaceae
Exons: 7
Cellular component (GO): Set1C/COMPASS complex
Molecular function (GO): protein binding; chromatin binding
Source: RefSeq, a predicted model, not a curated record